CCGUGCGCCGAGCGUGCCGUGCGUUUCUCCACGCCGCGAUCGAGCGCAGAGGCACUCGGGUGGCACCGCGACUCGGUGCCGGCCGCGUGCUGCCGCUGCAGCGACUCCCGUGGGUGGGCGCGCAAUCGUCGGGGGUGGCCGGUGCUCGUCGCACGCAGGUACUUAAAGAAUUUACAUAUACAGCUGAUCAUUAGGUAGAGUAAAGCUGCGAGAGAUGGAGAUGGACCUGGCAAUCGAGCAGUACGGGUGUGUGCAUUACAGGAGGAAAUGCAAGAUAAGGGCGCCCUGCUGCGGCGAGGUCUUCGGUUGCAGGCACUGCCACAACGAAGUGAAGGACUCGUUGGAGGUCAGCAUCAGCGACCGCCACGAGAUCCCUCGCCAUGAAAUCAAGCUGGUUAUCUGCUCUGUUUGCAACAAAGAACAGGAUGUACAACAGGAUUGCUCAAAUUGCGGGGCAUGCCUGGGUAAAUAUUUCUGUGCAAAAUGCAACUUUUAUGAUGAUGAUCUGUCAAAGAACCAAUUUCAUUGUGAUGGAUGCGGCAUAUGUAGAACUGGUGGUGCAGAGAAUUUCUUUCACUGUGACAAAUGUGGAUGUUGCUAUAGCUAUGUGCUGAAGGAUUCUCAUCGUUGUGUGGAGAGAGCAAUGCAUCACAACUGCCCUGUAUGCUUCGAGUAUUUAUUUGACUCGACAAAAGACAUCAGUGCACUGCACUGUGGACACACGAUUCAUCUGGAAUGCCUAUACGAGUUAAGAUCCCAUAAACAGUUUUCAUGCCCAGUCUGCCUGAGGUCUGCUUGUGACAUGUCCCAUGCAUGGCAAAAGCUUGAUCAAGAGGUUGCAGCAUCACCGAUGCCAGCGAUUUAUCAGAAGAAGAUGAUAUGGAUCCUUUGCAACGAUUGCCGGAAGACAUCAAACGUGCAGUUUCACAUCUUGGGACACAAGUGCCCCGGAUGCAGCUCUUACAACACCCGGCAGACCAGAGGCGACCCGGCGGCAUGCUCCAGAGUCUGAAGAACAGUGAGAGCAUAACCAUGGUCUGUGCAGUCUGAACUCUGAAAUGCUCAGAUGCUCCAUAAUAAGAUGUAACCUGUGAAUUGAGGGAGGCUGUGUUUGCAUGGAAGAAAACAGCUUCUUUCGAGCUGAGAAGAGCUGUGCUACGGAGGGCUAUCAUUUUACCUCCCUGACGUUCAUGUUGGUCGGUUGUCGUUGUGAUUAGGCUCAAUGUCCAUCUAAAUGCAAACAAAUUUUACCUUCAUGAACCCCAGUCUGUUUAGGUUUAUGGGCUGGAAUCUAGAGUUCAAUUUCAGCCAAGAUAUCUGAUGGGCCUUUAUUUCUGCCACUAUCCACACAAACGAGGCAUUUCUGGACCUUUCCCUUUGACCA
Molecule: messenger RNA, 1384 nt
Organism: Oryza brachyantha (malo sina)
Lineage: Eukaryota; Viridiplantae; Streptophyta; Magnoliopsida; Poales; Poaceae
Product: E3 ubiquitin-protein ligase RZFP34-like
Exons: 13
Coding region: 215-1012 (265 amino acids)
Biological process (GO): ubiquitin-dependent protein catabolic process; protein ubiquitination
Cellular component (GO): nucleus
Molecular function (GO): ubiquitin protein ligase activity; zinc ion binding
Source: RefSeq, a predicted model, not a curated record